Messenger RNA from Ramularia collo-cygni, 2067 nucleotides. Its product is annotated as related to C6 transcription factor. The transcript has a single exon. Gene Ontology annotation, biological process: DNA-templated transcription; regulation of DNA-templated transcription. Bases 1 to 2067 code for a protein of 688 amino acids. The record is from RefSeq and is a predicted model, not a curated record. Gene Ontology annotation, molecular function: DNA binding; DNA-binding transcription factor activity, RNA polymerase II-specific; zinc ion binding. Lineage: Eukaryota; Fungi; Ascomycota; Dothideomycetes; Mycosphaerellales; Mycosphaerellaceae.
AUGAGCCACGAAGCUUCCGUCGCACAGUCUCCAUGGUUGAUGCCCAUAGCUGCAGCACCGCAAGCAGCAUCUGUGGCACAGGAUGGUGAGCCAUCAACACUCAUGGCAUAUGCCUGUGUGACUUGUACGAGACGCAAGGUGAAAUGUGAUCGCUCGUCUCCAUGUUCAACAUGUCGGAAAGCUCGRGUGGAGUGCCACUACCAGGAACCCCCUCGGAGGAAGCGCAAACGCAAGCCAGUCGAGGAUUUACAAGACAAAUUAGACCGCUACGAGAAGUUGUUGAUACAACAUGGCAUCUUACCUAAUGAUUCGCCUGUUGCCGAUACUACCACGCCGACUGGAAACGCUCCAAGUACGAUUUCAAGUCCAAAGGACGUGCAGCCUGCAGUCACCAAAUCAACUGGAACACUGAUCAGGGGACCCGGAAAGACUCGCUAUGUAGACUCGAACAUAUGGCGCAACCUGGGUGAGGAUCUCCAUCCUUCAUCUGACGAGGACGAUAGAGACGACGAGAUAUCGUAUGGUGCCGCGGCCAAGCCAGACCUUCAAGAUCCGGCCUCCUUUGCAUUCUUUGGAGCAUCGACCCCCAAGCAGGAUCUGCUUAAUCUUCAUCCAACAUAUGACAUAGCAAUCAAGCUGUGGAAGCUCUACGUCCGUAACGCGGACCCAGUCGUUAGAAUCAUACAUCUCCCUACAGGCUUGGAAAUGGUGCAACGAGCAGCAGCGAAUCCAAGUGCCAUGUCAAAGGUCACCGAAGCACUACUGUUCGCCAUCUGUUUCUUUGCAACCAUAUCGACACCCGAGGAUGAGUUUGAACGGGAGUUCCGUCAGCCCUCGCAAUCUCAAGCCUAUCUUCAGGAUAGAUAUCAUCUCGCGACUCGUCAAGCUUUGGUCGCUUGCCAGUUCAUGAAGACGACGGAACUGGCUGUCCUGCAGGCGUAUGUUAUAUUUUUGCUGGCCGUAAGACCUCGAUACGACCCUCACACGUUCUGGAUUCAGACAGGCAUAGCGGUACGCUUAGGACAGCGUAUGGGGCUGCAUCGGGAUGGAGAGGCUCUGGGUCUGAAUCCUUUCGACGUCGAGCUGCGAAGGCGACUCUUUUGGCAGCUACUUCCCCUUGACGGAAUCGCUGGGCAGCUCUCUGGCACUGGAAUCGCUAUCAAACCCGAUGAUUGGGAUACCAAACAGCCCUUGAACAUCGAGGACGAAGACAUAUGGCAGGGAAUGGAGUCCCAACCGGUGGAGAGGAAGGGUGCUACCGCGAUGAUAUUCUGUCUUGCACGAACCGAGAUUGGCAAAUUCCACCAGAAGCUCCGCCCGGCAGUAGGAAAUUGGGCGCAGCUCUGGGAGCCGGGCCAGGCGGCUGAGCUGCCAUCCAUACUAGAGGCGCUCGAAGAACUCGAGACGACGAUGGAGGAGAAGUACAUCCGCUAUUGCGACAUCUCGAUCCCGGCCCAUUGUCUGACGUUAACCAUGGCAAGAGGCGUACUGCAUGCAGCAAGACUGCGCAUUGCCCUGCCUCGAGCAAAGCUGCCUGGGACUACGCCGGCGGAAAGAAAAGACCUCUGCGGAAAGGCAAUCAAGGCGCUGAAUGCGGAUGCGGCCGUCGCCUCGAACCCAAACUUGUCCUGCUUCAGAUGGCAUUUCAAGUCUUUCUUCAUGUGGGACCCCUUGAUAUGGCUGCUGAACGAGAUCCAGAGAGACGACACCAUCGUAGAUGUCGAAGAGGUAUGGGCAAAGACCGAGCAGUGUUACAGCACACAUCCCGAGCUGCUCGAUUGGAAGAGGCCCUUUGACAUCGCACUCGCCAGGAUUAUAGUCCGGUCUUGGGAUGCUACUCACUCUGCUGACGAUGUCGAGCUGCCCCUCAUAGCGACUCUCCGUGCUGCUUUUCGAAGACGAGAAGCUGCACGCCAGCCUGCGCAGCCUCCAGCCGAGUCACAAUCCAAUUUAGCAUUCUCUGCGUACCUCCCCAUGGAACAUGUGUACACCAGUUAUGGCAUGCUCGACGACAUCAACAUCGACUGGGACCAGCUGAUGCAACCGCAACCUCUUCCGAUACAAUAG